Lagopus muta (rock ptarmigan) is the source of this 3643-nucleotide messenger RNA. RefSeq names its product hepatitis A virus cellular receptor 1 homolog. Bases 2629 to 3480 code for a protein of 283 amino acids. The record is from RefSeq and is a predicted model, not a curated record. NCBI's taxonomy places the organism in Eukaryota, Metazoa, Chordata, Aves, Galliformes, Phasianidae. The transcript has 8 exons.
UUUGAUAAUGAAGUGGUUUCUUUACCCAGCUCCUCCUGUCUGUAGCAUGUAUGUUUUCCAAACUAGAUGUAGCACCUUAAAAGAAAAAAAGGUUAACUUUGUGGAUGAGGGAACUGAGUGAAACUAUUUUUAACACUCAUUAUGCAAACGAUAUAUGAGAUCAUUCAGCUGUUUUCAGGCAUGCAGAUUUAUUUAAAUGAGCAGGUAGAUCUUAACUGUUGGGUGGUGGGAUUGAGAUCAGUGUAGCUAAAGAUGAGCUGAAGCAAACGGGUGACUCACAGCAGGAACUCAUCUGCUAUUUCAAGUACGUGUGAUGUAAGAAAUAGUAAAGAGAAAACAUGUUUUUUCAGAAACGGUUAUAAAUAACUUCAUGAAGUUAAAACUUUUGACCUCUGUGCAGCUCCCACUCUUUCCUUCUCCCUGAACUAUCUGAACAGUUGUUUUCCAGUAACUAGAACUACUGCGGGUCAGCUGAAUUAAUUGGGUGUCUGCUUUGCAAAUGCUCCUCAAGUGGAAGAUGGGAAGAAACAGCUUUAGUGUGUUGUGGAUAAGAGAUCAUGCAUGUGGAGUUACUUUGCCACAGAUGUUCAAACUCUGCCAUUCAAUGCUAUAGAUGCCCAAGGUCUUAUUUUGGUUGUUUUUGUUUCUUUCACUUUUUAUGUUUCUAAUGAAGUUGAAGGCCCAAGUGCUGUAUUUCAAACUACAGGCUGGGUUCUAACAGUAAUCAGUAGUCAUAAUUAACUUCUUCUGGUGAAAGCAAUGAAGUAAUUGGGGAUGGAAUCGUUUAAAAUCGUAAGACUGCUUUCAACUUUCCAAGAAGUUUCAGCAAUAAUUUUCUCUAUUUUCUUUGGGGUCUGUCUUUAAGGCAAACCCUGAGAUAAAUACCUGCAGGAGAUUGUGGUACUUUCUGAGCUUUUCUUCAGCCAAAAUGGCAACUCUCUUUUGCCACAUCAAUACAAUGACAGCUCUCUUUUUUUCCUUUUAAAACUUUGCUUUUGAUUAAAAAAAAACAAAGCAAAAAACCAAUAAUUCAACUGUAGCUGCAGUGAAGGCAGUGGGUGAUGUAUGCCUUGUAUGGGAGCUGCAUUUCAGAUUGUGUAGGAUAUGACUCACUGACUUCAAAGUGAGGCUAUGGAUGUUGUCUCUUCUAAUUAGCCGACUCGUGAUGAUGAGGUCUUUCUUAACCUCAAAAAAAGAAAAGAAAAAACAAAACCUCUGAUGUUGCUGUUGGAUGUGAUGAUGAUACUUGAAGUAUUCUAUUCCUGUGAAAUGUUAAUGUAUGAAGUGAAUUGGAUUAUAAAUGCGUUACAAAACUCAGUAGGAUAAAGGUAAUGUUGGAUGUUAAGAAGAGUGAACAAAAUGCUGCUUUAAAACAACAAGCUGGUUCUUUUAUAACACCAAGUGAGCUCGGGGAUAAGUGCAGUUGUUUGAAACAAGGAAGGCAAGUGUGUUGUCAGUGAGCAAAAAGGGGAAGUUUUGAUUAUUCAGAGGGAGGAAAAACAAAGCUAAACUCUGUUGUUGCAGGGCAGUCCCAGGAUACUGCUGUUAAUGGUCAGCACAAUGUCUGUAAAAGCUGCCUGCAGUGUCCUGUCUCCCCAGAAGCAGGAGCAGCAGAGAGGAAGUGUGUUCUUGUCCAGUCAUAAAUCUGCACGCACAGGUUGCCCUUUCUUCCUCUUCCAUCCUUUCCCAGCAGAUAUGAUGCUGGUGUAGCUCUGCCACUUGGCUGCAUUUAUUUGUUAGUUCUAAAAAGUCAUUCCUUGCAACUUAAUUUGUCUGUAUAAAAGGCAGAUCAUUUGUUUCAGCAGAGAACGUGAAUUUCCUAUGGAUCACAUUUGAUCACAGCUGCAGUUCUAGUCCGAAUGAUAUUAAAAGACUCCAUGUCCUCACUCAGGGCAACCCAGAGUGGCCAGAAAAACCAUUUUUUAAGUAACACAUUUCUCCUAAUGACCACUGUUGCCACCCAGCUUCUCAGAUGGCUUCUGUGCUGUGUGUUACUUGGUAUGGUAAAAGCUCAGAAUCAUGCUGAACUUCUAAGAGCUGAGUGAUGAGAGGCUGAAGCUGUGUUUAGUCUACACCUGUGAAGUGGAAGCUUCCAGUAUUCCUGCUGUAAAGGAUAUCACGUUUGUUUAAAGUAGCAAAGUUAGAAGCAGAAUUUAGGAUUAGAUGCUGGUUUAAUAAUUCCUAAGACCCUCUUACAUUGCUGAAUGAUUUCUGUUUACUGGUCUGCUACACUUAUGUAAUCUCUUCUGGGUGUGGGAACCCAUCUUGAGGCAAUGGAUUAUUGGUGGUGACAGCUUGGUGGUACUAACAGUUUAACCUGCUAUAAGCAAGUAGAUCUGGGGGGAAAAAAAGAGAAGUAGAUUUCUGAAGUGCUGCUGAGUAUUUUAACCUUAUAGUCAAACCACAGUCAGCAAGCAUUCAGCUGCAUGCGUUCUCAGCAGCAGCAGCUUCAGUGACUAACAGACUAACCACAGGAAAGGCAAUCCUGAUCAAACCAAAGGGCAUCAUCCUGUUUGAAGCUGACGUGCUAGUACUGAGAAGUAAAACCAGCAGUUUAUGAAAACGAUAGUUUAUUUUGAAUGUAGGUGUGUAAAGAGUGAAUAAGAGCAUUCCUCAUCCUCAGCCACGAUGUCUUCUCAUUACUUCCUGGACUGGAUCCUUCUGAUCUGGCUUGCAGGCCCUACAGUGUCAGGACUGCUGGUGAGGGGAGAGGUUGGUCAGAACAUCACCAUGCCCUGCUUUUACACGGUUAGGACAGAACAUGACAUCACCUCAGUGUGCUGGGGCCGUGAUGCCUGCCCCCCUUCCAAAUGUUCUCGCCCCAUUAUCUGGACAGAUGGGAGGAAGGUGACAGAGGGGUACCACGCAAAGUAUGUGCUGAAAGGGAACCUGCUGAAGGGCGACGUGUCCCUCACCAUCCUGAAUGCCCAGGAAACAGACAGUGGGACGUAUUGCUGCCGUGUGGAGAUCCCAGGGUGGUUCAACGACAAGACAACCAACCUCCAGGUGGUGGUUGAGAGAGCUAGGGUCUCUACUGCAACUCCUCUCACUCACACCUCUCCACCGACCUCAGCUCCUGGGAGUGCCAGUGAAGCGUCCUUUACUGUCAGAACGUGGCCACCAGUUUCUCUUUCAGAAGCUCCUGAGACUGCCUCUGGUUCCUACUCAAGCAUCUCAGACUACCCAGAAGUAACCUCCAGCCUGCAGAAUUCAUCCAUAUCAACUCACAGUCAGCAGUAUUCAGAAAAGAGUGUUUACCUCAGAACUGGAUUGUGCGUGGGGUUUCUGCUCAUCCUCGGUUUGGGUCUGUUCCUAGGUAGACGAUAUUUACGCAAUAUGAAGAAACUGAGUAAGUUUGCAAGCCUUGUUUUUACUCAUGUGUGCAGCUCUGUUGCAUUUUGGAGACCAGAACGUGCUGGGAACCAAAGUGCCUUGGAAGUUGAGAUCCACGCAGAGGAAAACAUUUACACAAUACACUAAGGACUGUAUGCAUGCUUUCCUUUGUCAUCUCUGGGACUUUAAAUAUUUUCCAAAAUGUUAGCUGCUCCCUCUGCUCUGCAGCUAAGUGUGCCUGGACUACUAAAGCAUCACUCAUAUUAUUCUAAUAAAGCAAAUAAAAGCUACAAUGCUAAUUAAAAACUUU